AUAUACCACACACCACUGACAGACUCCAUCACAAUCUUACACAAUAAACAUAAAUCACAGCUUUAACAGUUUUCAGUGCUUGUAGACAGAAUAAUUGUCAUCAGUCUCUCUGUGUAACAAUCACACCAUAUUCUGAAAAAGCAUUGAAGAGUCGACUCGGCCUAGCGUUUAGUCUCUUUAAGCUAACAGUAGUAAGGCGUGUUAAUGCACACAGAAUAAAGACAACCUGACUGAACUGAGAACAGAAGUCCUUCACUUCAUUUCUAAAACUUCCUUCAUAGGAGAGAGGGAUUUGGGAGUAAAAGAGAGAAAAACAUAACAAGAUCACGCAUCUUCCCAAAUCUACUGCGACAUAUCACAUGCUGUCGUAACCAAUAUAUAGACGCAGCAGAAAACACAUCAUUCUGUAAUCUGUUCAGUUUUUACAUUGAUAAAUGUCUGUGUUUUUAAUUAAAGGAAGUGGGAAUCUGAUAUUCUGUAUAUUCCUUUAUCUACUACAAUAACACAUAGAUAUAUUACAGAAUAUUUCACUAUAUAUUUAAAAUACACAGGGAGAAAUACACAAAUACUGACAUACUGUAUAUUGGUAAAGACAUGCAGGGAUCAGAAAAUAGUAUUUUCCAAUGAAUCACAAGAUAUUUCUCUUCCUUAAGGGUAACUAGCGGUAUAUUAGCACAAUGCUACAUGAUACAGAUUUGCUGUGUGUGAUGACUGAUUGUUGUCUAGUUUUCCUCUUUUUUAUUAAGACACACAUCAGCUGUGUUUUAACCAGAGUAACAGUUACUUUCACAUUUUCACAUGGAACAAUUCACAUUUGUAAUCAUGCAUAAAAUCUUCACACUGUUUUAUUUACUUUCACAGUGGACAUGUGAGUAUAAAUCCCUUUUCUCUGCUAGUGAUGUCUUGAUGCUGCAUGAAUAAUAUAUUUAUUGUACAGAUGAAAUAGAUUAGACUGUGCUGUGUGUUCAGAGUGCAAUAGCACAUAGAUAUAUGAGCAUCAUGAGCAUAGUGUAGUGAACACAACAGACUGUGAUCUCUGGCAGAACAUUCAUCAUGCUGUUGUCUAGUUUAUCAUUUAGUGUUGUACAGACACAGAAAUCUGACCUACACACUGAUACUGAGAGCUAAAAAGCUGAAUGUAUAGCAGUGAGAAGCAAAGCAAUACAAUAAGCUAGGUAAUACUGGGCUGCUAGUUUGUUCUGUAAACUGUGUGAUGUGUGUAAAUGAGUGCAGUCAGAAUGAGUUACACCGCCACAUCGGUGAUCAGACUGCUGCAGAAUCAGUGACAGUGUGAGCUAACCAACUUAUGCUAGGAACAAAGAUUAGCUCUUGUUGAAAGUGAGAGGUUUUGUUCUUUUACCUUGUGCUCAGACACUGUGACAGUCACAUUAAUGAGCAAAGAAACUCCAAUAUUUUAUCCACAGUGAAAAUCCACCAUGUAUAAUAGGGAUCCUCCAUUUUUUCCAGCCGAUACCGACUACUGUUUUUUGUUAUCGUGAUCAGCCGAUACCGAUCCCGAACUUAAGCUUUAUAUAACUAUGUAACCUAUUUUAGUUUAUGAACUUAACCUAUUUUUUAAGUAGUGCCACAUAUGUUGAUUGUAUUGUUUAUAUUAUUUACAGUAAUUAGUGAGAUUGCAUAAGCAAUCGCACUCGUUAUCGUCACUAUUUAUUAUUAUUAUUCCGGUUCCUGGGCGCGCUACUAGUCCUAAACGGUAAUAACUAAAAAUAUGGUUCCAGUGCUAAAAUGUUCAUCAUGUGUUUCUUAAGUGUGCUAUUACUUUUCAUGCUGAUAAGUAUUGUAGUUUAUUUUAUAUUAAUUUUAAAUGCAUUUGUUACGGACUUCACUUCCUGGUUUCCGCACGGGCAUUUAAGGAGAUCGCGCACAGUUCGGUUUUUCUCGGAGAUUUUUUCUCGGUUUUUGUCGUAAACAAGCAUGUAAAACAUUACCAGUCCUAACGGUAAUCGCUAGAAACAUGGUUCCAACGCUAAAAUGCUGCUUAAGUGUGCUAUUACUUUUCAUGCUGAUAAGUAUUAUAGUUUAUUUUAGAUGGAUUGUUAAAUGUGUUUUUCACGAACUUCGGAGCGCUACUGUGUGUGUGUGUGUGUGUGUGUGUGUGUGUGUGUGUGUGUGUGUGUGUGUGUGACGUCUGCAGUUUAGCGUAUUUGUUAGAGUGCCCACUUCCCAUGCUAUAAGAAUUUAACUCGCAAACAACCGUCGCUUGCUUCUGGCACUUUGGUAGAGCGCCCGCCUCCCAUACAGGAGACCCGCUCGGGGUUGUAUUUAUGUAUUAUUUCAGAAUUUCUUGCAAUAGAUUAAGCAACAUAUUCACAAUCACACUCACAUUUUCUUCUGGAAAUGCAACAUUCUAGUUAUAUAUAUUAUUGUUCUAACAGAGAAUCAAAUAAAUAAGCUAAAUAUAAAUAAAGUAGUUUUUUGCUACUCAAAAAGUGUAAUUAUAACCGUUGUCCAGUAUAUGACAGUGAUAAAUAAUGAUAAUAAAAUAAAUAAAAAAAAUAAAAAAACAAGAUCGGCCAAGUUUAAUGACUACCAAUUGAGUUAUUGAAUGUGAUUAUUGGCUGAUGCUGAUCUGUUACCAGUCGUUUAGGGCAUCACUAAUGUAUGACGGUUAAACAUAAACAUCAGUGACAGACUGUAGAGAUCUGAGACACAGAACAAAAAUCCACCAGCAUGACCUCAGAGUCGUUAUUCAAUAGACAUAUUAACACACAGACACACAAUUAUAGCUGAACAUUUUUGAAAGCACAGAGUGAAGAUUGUUUAUCAGCUGUUCUGACUGUAAAUCAUAAGUUUUUCUCAUUGUAUUUUAUCUAACAUUACAUUUCUCUCUGUUGUUUUUCAUGAUCCCUCUCCCAGGGGUAAGUAAAUAACUCGACUUCACACUAAUGGUAAAGGCUGAUAUUUUAUAAACUUAUCACAUAUAUUACAUUUUAAUCCAGGAAUCAAACAGAACCAUAAAAAGCAUUUUCAGAUCAUGUUUACGUGAAGGAGUCUGAUCAGUAAGUGAGAUUCCACUUCCAUCAGUCAGCCUCUUUCCCACAAUGCACCUGUGUGUAACCUCACUGCAGUGCAAUAAUGUAGACAGAGACGUUUACCAUGUCGAGUAACAGACACAACAAACACACAGUAUAUAACACACACCACUGACAGACUCCAUCACAAGGGUGGGUAAUUAAUUUCCCUUAGGGGUCACAUGAGGAACUGGGACUGUUGUUGAGGGCUGAACCAAUAGACUGAACUCAAUGUUGCUCAAUAUAAUUUUUUUAUGUAAAAAAAAAUAGCGUUAUAAAUAGCAGUAAAUGUUAUGGUUGUGAUUAGCAGCUACUGGUUAGACUACAUGUUACAAUAAGGCUAUGAAAAUAUGGAGUAGGUCAAAUAUAGAAAUAAAAAAAUUGUACAAAAUUCAUAAUAAGACUUAAUUAAAAAGUAGACAAUUACAUCUCUGUUUCAUUUUAUUUUUAAUGUAACACUUUUUAACUUAAAAAUGUGUAUGUUGUAUGUUAAAGGUCAACAAUUAAUUUAAAGGGAAAAAAGUACUUGUGAUAUUUUUCAGUUCUUGAGCUUGAACAAGUGAACUGUAGUCUGGUGGAAUGAUGUGGAUAUGAGAAUAUAAAAUGUAUAAAUGUCAAAAUUCCACUUUCUGUUCAGGAUUCAUUUCAGUCACUUUAUCCGGCAUCCGCGUCAAAAGUCCAACAUUUUCCCCUCAGAUUUGAACUGAUAUAAAAGGCUUAUAAGGAACCGGCGUGUUGCAGAACCAUUUUCAGCGAUUUUUAUAGAUUUUCUUUAAAAAAACUUAUUGUUGGAGAUAAAACAUGAAAUCUGGAAGUCUUAUGUAUUUCUCACUUUCAUUCCAUUUCUGCUAUUAUUCUUUAUGUAUGACUGCAUGCAGUUAAGAUAUACCUAUAUAACUGAUGCUGAAUGAAAUACACAAUUUGUUUUUAAUUUAUUUUCUGUGAUAUUUUGAUAUUUUUGUAAUGUGCAUAGCAAUAAAAUAACAAACAACAAGAGUUAAGCACACACCCAACACUAUUAAAGUUGCAUUGUUUUAACAUGUAAAUAUCUCAUCACCUUUACAUUGCAGAACAUCUUCACCUUACUAACCUUAGAUCUUUACUGUUACCUUCAGAACAAUAAACAGAACUACUCUUUAGACUCUUAAUCUAUAAUAAUACAAAGAUAUAAUAUUUAAAGUUGAAACAAUGGUUUCAUUCGUAAUAAAGUGGUCAAAAGUGUCAAAGUGUACUGGGUCACGUACAUAGACUCACAGCAGCUGCUAAUUUUUACAUUUUUUUAGUGUUAUUUUUUAGACAUAAUGCAAUACAUUUAACAAUAUAGCUACAUUUAAUAAUUAUCGCUGAAUAACAAACAUGGCAGAAUCUCCAGUGUCACUUGAUGCGAAGGAAAAUGCGUGAAAUUGAUCUUUGAACUUGUGUGUGAUCAACAUUUCUCCAUUAAAAUGCACAGAAUUUCAUCUUUUUAAAAAGGAAAGUUUGCAGUUUUUAAUGAUAUAUGUCACUUAUUUAAACUCUGAAUGGUUUUUGAUAUAUUUGAAGUCAACGUUGAAUAAUUAUACUGAAAGUUUAUUUUUGGCGUAGGAAGAAGCGACAAACAGCAUUCGAAGCUUAUUCUUUUCUCUGAUUGCUCUGAAUAAUUUAGAUUUGCAUAAAUCAACAAACAGUUUGCACAUUUUGAAUGGAAAAUACGCAACCCUUCAAAACCACAUCUGUGAACAAGCCGGUUACUUCAUCUGUAAAAAAGCAGAGCUCAGCACAUUUAUCAAAUUAUAUUUUUGGCUGUGAAUAAUUUAUUGAAUCACGACCCUCACCAUUUGAAAGAUAAUUCUAUUAGCUUUUUAAACAUGUAUGUCUGAGAACAUUUUAUUUUAUGUACUUUCUGAAAGAAGCAAUUCAUUUACACAACCUAUGGGAAUUCUGGCCUAUUCCAAUAGCCUUAUCAGUUGAUCUGUGAUUGAUUUCACGUGGGCCGGACAGAGACAACCAAAGGGCCAGAUAUGACCCAGGGCAGUAAAAUGCCCAGCUCUGCUUCUUCAGAAUCUUACAUAAUAAACAAAAAUCACAGCUUUAACAGUUUUCAGUGCUUGUAGACAGAAUAAUUGUCAUCAGUCUCUCUGUGUAACAAUCACACCAUAUUCUGAAAAAGCAUUGAAGAGUCGACUCAGCCUAGCGUUUAGUCUCUUUAAGCUAACAGUAGUAAGGCGUGUUAAUGCACACAGAAUAAAGACAACCUGACUGAACUGAGAACAGAAGUCCUUCACUUCAUUUCUAAAACUUCCUUCAUAGGAGAGAGGGAUUUGGGAGUGAAAGAGAGAAAAACAUAACAAGAUCACGCAUCUUCCCAAAUCUACUGCGACAUAUCACAUGCUGUCGUAACCAAUAUAUAGAUGAAGCAGCAGAAAACACAUCAUUCUGUAAUCUGUGCAGUUUUUACAUUGAUAAAUGUCUGUGUUUUUAAUUAAAGGAAGUGGGAAUCUGAUAUUCUGUAUAUUCCUUUAUCUACUACAAUAAAACAUAGAUAUAUUACAGAAUAUUUCACUAUAUAUUUAAAAUACACAGGGGGAAAUACACAAAUACUGACAUACUGUAUAUUGGUAAAGACAUGCAUAGAUCAGAAAAUAGUAUUUUCCAAUAAAUCACAAGAUAUUUCUCUUCCUUAAGGGUAACUAGCGGUAUAUUAGCACAAUGCUACAUGGUACAGAUUUACUGUGUGUGAUGACUGAUUGUUGUCUAGUUUUCCUCUUUUUUAUUAAGACACACAUCAGCUGUGUUUUAACCAGAGUAACAGUUACUUUCACAUUUUCACAUGGAACAAUUCACAUUUGUAAUCAUGCAUAAAAUCUUCACACUGUUUUAUUUACUUUCACAGGAUGAUGAGGACGACGUCUGGGUUUAUCAGAGUGACAGAGAAUGGACAGAAGAUGAGAGAAAGAAAAUGGAGGAAUCUGCUCUACUGACUGAACUGGAGGGGACUAGAAGACAAUUAGAGAAUAAAGAAACACAGCUGAAGAACACAGAUAAAGAGCUGGAAACCAGUAAAAAUCAACUGGAGACACUGGGACAGGAACUUCAGGACAAGCAGAGACAACUACAGGAGAUGAUGAUUGUAGUGGAGCAACAGAAAACUGAUUUAGCAGAAAAAACAAAAACACUGCAGAUGAAAGAUGAGACACUGGAAGAGAAGGAGACACUGCUCAAACAGACAAGAGCUGAACUGGACAAAACAAUGAAGGAUUUAGAAGACAGUCAGAGACACAUGCAGGAGAGAGAAAGAGCUCUACAGGAGAGAGAAAGAGCUCUACAGGAGAGAGAUCAACAACUGAAACUGAAAGACACACAGAUACAGAAGAUACAAAUACAAGUGGAGGAAAUGGAGAACAGACUUGUGGAGAAGGAUGAAGAAAUAAAUAAGAAAAAUGAAGAGCUGAAGAUUCUCAAAGAAAGUUUAGAGACUAAUGAGAAGACUCUUUCUGAGAGAGAUGCAGUGUUAAUGGAAACAAAUAAACAACUUAAAAAUGCCACUGAACAGAUGAAGGAGAAAAUCUCAGAACUGGAGAAUCUGAACAAACUGCUGAGGGAGAAAGAAACACAGCUGAAGAACACAGAUAAAGAACUGGAAACCAGUACAAAUCAACUGGAGACACUGGGACAGGAACUGCAGGACAAGCAGAGACAACUACAGGAGAUGAUGAUCGUAGUGGAGCAACAGAAAACUGAUUUAACAGAAGAAAACAAAGAGCUUGUAGAGAAAGAGAGUCUUCUAACUGAGAGAGAGACACAGCUAAUGGAAAGAGACAAACAGCUUCAGGAGAAAGACAGACUUCUGACAGAAAAUACAAAAACACUGCAGAUGAAAGAUGAGACACUGGAAGAGAAGGAGACACUGCUCAAACAGACAAGAGCUGAACUGGACACAACAAUGAAGGAUUUAGAAGACAGUCAGAGACACAUGGAGGAGAAAAACACACAACUAGAGAAUCUGAACAAACUGCUGACAGAAAAUACACAAACACUUCAGAAGAAGGACAAGAAACUGGAGGAGAAGGAGAAACAGCUCAGAGAGAUAGACAAAGAAUUAAUAGAAACAAAUAUAACAUUAGAAAAGAAUCAAACACAGUUGAAAGACAAAGAGAGACAACUGGAGAGUGUGGUGAAAGAACUGGAAACCAGUAAAAACAAACUAAUAGAAAGAGAUGAACAGCUUCAGGAGAAAGACAGACUUCUGACAGAAAAUACACAAAGACUGCAGAUGAAAGAUGAGACACUGGAAGAGAAGGAGACACUGCUCAAACAGACAAGAGCUGAACUGGACAAAACAAUGAAGGAAUUAGAAGACAGUCAGAGACACAUGGAGGAGAAAAACACACAACUAGAGAAUCUGAACAAACUGCUGAGGGAGAAAGAAACACAGCUGAAGAACACAGAUAAAGAGCUGGAAACCAGUACAAAUCAACUGGAGACACUGGGACAGGAACUGCAGGACAAGCAGAGACAACUACAGGAGAUGAUGAUCGUAGUGGAGCGACAGAAAACUGAGUUAACAGAAAAAAACAAAGAGCUUGUAGAGAAAGAGAGUCUUCUAACUGAGAGAGAGACACAGCUAAUGGAAAGAGACAAACAGCUUCAGGAGAAAGACAGACUUCUGACAGAAAAUACAAAAACACUGCAGAUGAAAGAUGAGACACUGGAAGAGAAGGAGACACUGCUCAAACAGACAAGAGCUGAACUGGACAAAACAAUGAAGGAUUUAGAAGACAGUCAGAGACACAUGGAGGAGAAAAACACACAACUAGAGAAUCUGAACAAACUGCUGACAGAAAAUACACAAACACUUCAGAAGAAGGACAAGAAACUGGAGGAGAAGGAGAAACAGCUCAGAGAGAUAGACAAAGAAUUAAUAGAAACAAAUAUAACAUUAGAAAAGAAUCAAACACAGUUGAAAGACAAAGAGAGACAACUGGAGAGUGUGGUGAAAGAACUGGAAACCAGUAAAAACAAACUAAUAGAAAGAGAUGAACAGCUUCAGGAGAAAGACAGACUUCUAACAGAAAAUACACAAACACUGCAGGAGAAGGACAACAAACUGGAGGAGAAGGAGAAACAGCUCAGAGAGAUAGAAGAAGAAUUGAGAGAAACAAAGGUGAUGUUAGAAAAGAAUCAGACACAGUUGAAGGACACAGAGAGACAACUGGAGACACUGGGACAGGAGUGGCAGGACAAUCAGAGACAACUACAGGAGAUGAUGAUCGUAGUGGAGCGACAGAAAACUGAGUUAACAGAAAAAAACAAAGAGCUUGAAGAGAAAGAGAGUCUUCUAACUGAGAGAGAGACACAGCUAAUGGAAAGAGACAAACAGCUUCAGGAGAAAGACAGACUUCUGACAGAAAAUACAAAAACACUGCAGAUGAAAGACGAGACACUGGAAGAGACGGAGAAAGAGCUCAGAGAGAUAGAAGAAGAAUUGAGAAAAACAAAUAUGAUGUUAGAAAAGAAUCAGAUACAUUUGAAGGACAAAGAGAGACAACUGGAGAGUGUGGUGAAAGAACUGGAAACUGUUGAAAUCUUUUGGAAAAUUGUACUCCUUUUCAUAAAUCUAAUUCUAAUCUACUUUUAUCAUUAAAUCAAAAGAUCACUUUAAUUCUUAAAUUUACUCAAUGAAAUCUAAUCCAUAACCCAGAGUUAAUAUUAAUCUUUACUUAUUUUGAUUUAUAUAUUUUAAUCUCACUUCUCUUAAUCUGUGCUUAGACAAUAUAAUUUUGAGUUAUCAGCUAUGGCAAAAGUAAACCAUAUAAUGAGAAGUAGCUUAAAAUAGUAUAUAUAAUGACCACAUCUAAUGUCCAUUCGAUACAGUCGAGAAAGGAAAGCAGGUCAGAAAGGUCGGUCAGCAUGGCCUGCAUAUAUGUCCUCGCUAACUAGAGAGCUAGGAACAGAGUGUGCCUUGAGCAUAGGAUAGAAGAAGAAUAUGUUGGCCCAUAAGGUGGCUGUGUAUAAAAAAAAGAACCAUUCUAGUGGCUGAUAAUAGCUAAAACAAGUGAGGAAAACGCCAAAUUUAUCUUACAUAUGCGCUUACAUAUG
Molecule: messenger RNA, 9110 nt
Organism: Hemibagrus wyckioides
Lineage: Eukaryota; Metazoa; Chordata; Actinopteri; Siluriformes; Bagridae
Product: trichohyalin-like
Exons: 4
Coding region: 5842-8655 (937 amino acids)
Biological process (GO): nucleus organization; immune response; cell surface receptor signaling pathway
Cellular component (GO): external side of plasma membrane; nucleus
Molecular function (GO): GTP binding
Source: RefSeq, a predicted model, not a curated record